UACUGCUUACCACCUCCCUCUUCUCUGCCGUUCCAUUCCAUUUCACCUCGCUGCGGUUUACCUCUCACUUUCUCUCACCUUCCUCGCCCACCUCCAUCGCCGCCUCCUUAAGCAACGCCCCAAGGGAGAGAGACCCGGCCCACGACCCUAGCGCCACCCCACCAACCCAGCCACUGGUGCUCUCAGCGGCGGCAAUGGCGGGCCGUCUCAUCUCUUCGUCGUCGGUGGCGGCCGCGGUUGCCGGCCGGGAUGCGUGAGAUCGCGCCGCAUGGGGAAGGACGCCGGCGAGGAGCAGCAGCAGCCGCCGGACGGGGCAGGCGGCGGCAGCGGCGGCGGAGGAGGAGGAGGGGGCGGUAGCGGGCGCCGCUGCUGCUGCGGAGGAACAAGGGUGGUGCGGCUGCAAUGCGUGGCGGCGCUCGUGCUUGGGAUUGCUGUGCUGCUGUCCGCGGUGUUCUGGCUCCCGCCGUUCGCCGGGCGGGGCAGGGGCGCGCAGGGGCCGGAUCCGGGCGAUGACUUCGGAGAUGAUAUAAUGGCAAGCUUUAGGCUACAGAAGACAGUUCCUGAGCUGAGUGGAAACAAAUCUAAGCUCGAAUUGGACAUAUAUGAGGAAAUUGGCUUUCCUAAUUCCACUGUGGUUGUGAAAAUGCUACAUCCAUUAGAUGGAUCAAACUGGACAAACGUCAUCUUCAGCAUUGUCCCUUUCCCAGAGAACUUGACUAUACCAUCGACAUGGUUGAGCAUUCUUAGAUCAUACUUCAUGUCCUUGGUUGUACGGCAGUCAACACUCCACUUGACUGAGGCUCUAUUUGGGAAUUCAUCCUCCUUUGAAGUAGUUAAAUUCCCAGGAGGAAUAACAAUCAUCCCUCCACAAACUGCUUUUCUUCUCCAGAAGCCCCAUGCGACUUUUAAUUUCACUCUGAACUAUCCAAUCAACAAAAUACAAGACAGGACCAACGAGUUGAAGGAUCAAAUGAAGGCAGGACUACUGCUCAAUCCAUACGAGAAUCUAUAUAUCAAAUUGACGAAUUCGCAAGGUUCAACGAUUCUUCCUCCAACAAUUGUUGAUACCUCCAUUGUCCUUAAAGUUGGAAAUCACCAGCCAUCUGUGCCAAGGAUGAAGCAGUUGGCUCGGACAAUUACCAAUUCAUCCUCGAGAAACCUGGGUCUGAAUCAUACUGUAUUUGGCAGAGUAAAGCAGAUUAGCCUUUCGUCCUAUCUUAGACAUUCUUUACAUAGUGGUGGCGGUUCUGAUGCACCUAGUCCAGCACCCAUGCAUCAUCAUGUUCACCACCGCCAUCAUCGCCAUCACCAUGGUAAUGACGACAAUAGGCAUCUGGCUCCUGCUCCAAUACAUUUUCCUGUCCCACAACCCAGAUAUGGUGCUCCACCUCCAUCCGGGUGUCCAUAUGGCACAAACAGACCAAAGAAAAGAGGCCCUGUAACACCAGCUGCUGAGCCUGCAGCUGAUGAUCACCAUUCCCUCUCUCCUGCUCCGCCACCACAUCCAUGGUCACCUUCACCUGUUAGUCGUUCUCCACAUGAUCACGGUAUGCACAGUGGCUCCCCUGUUCAAUCCCCUCCAGUGCUACCAGAGCCACCUUUGCCCGCUGUUUCUUUUGCCCAUGCACAUCCUCCAAGUGAGCAUAGAACAAGUCCUGCACCAAGUGAACAUGCAACAAGAGCUGGUCGUGCUGGGAUGUCAUAUGUGGCCCCUGCACCUCAUUCAUCUAACGCUACCAGGAUGCGGAAUGCUUCCUGUCGCUGGGUCCUUUUUGCCUUCACAGUAUGUGCCCUAAUGAGGCUACUGUGACGAAUGAAGUACACGGCUAACCGGAUGUAAAUUAGAGAUCGUUGUUUGAAGACGAGGAUGGGGCCUCCACCGGUGGAUCAGCUCCCGGGCGGGUGGCCAAAGCACAACGAAGAUCACCCCCUGCCUCGACGGGCUGUUAUACUCGUUGUUAGUGCAUGUAAAUAUGGGUUGUGGAAUUGGGUAUAAGACAAACGGGCGGCGGCUGUGCGUCGUGGUCAAAGCCACAGGGGUGGCAGGCCCUUCUGUAGCACAUGCGCGCUUGCCGUGUGUUUGCUAUGUACUGCUGCUGUUCAGAAGAGGAUCUUCAAGUGUAAAAACCUUUUUUUU
Molecule: messenger RNA, 2137 nt
Organism: Phragmites australis (common reed)
Lineage: Eukaryota; Viridiplantae; Streptophyta; Magnoliopsida; Poales; Poaceae
Exons: 5
Coding region: 269-1810 (513 amino acids)
Source: RefSeq, a predicted model, not a curated record